Lottia gigantea (owl limpet) is the source of this 1356-nucleotide messenger RNA. RefSeq lists its product as hypothetical. The coding region runs from base 1 to 1356 and encodes 451 amino acids. The record is from RefSeq and is a predicted model, not a curated record. Gene Ontology annotation, biological process: DNA replication. Lineage: Eukaryota; Metazoa; Mollusca; Gastropoda; Lottiidae. The transcript has 2 exons. Gene Ontology annotation, molecular function: DNA-directed DNA polymerase activity; DNA binding; nucleotide binding.
AUGAAGAUUUACAGAAAAAAAUGGAAAAGACAGAAAGAAAUAAAGGGUAAUUAUUUACAACAUAUUAAUUUCACGUGUUCCUAUCAACACGAAUCCUCUAGUUUGGCUGCAUGGGGAGAUUCUUCCAAUCUCCCCGCGAAUUUGAGAAAGAUUGCCGACGUAGAUAUCGCUAAAUACACCCAAGACAACUGGGAGGAAUUGAGACACGAAUGGGAACCUUACGCCAAGAGAGACACUCUCUGUUUGGGAGCUUGUUUGCUAAAAUACAACCAAGUCAUGAAAGAAGUUGUAAACCAGAAUAUAUCCAAUAAUCUAACGGCUCCAUCUUUAUCUUUAAAGGGUUGGUAUUAUUUAUAUCAUUACGAUAAAGAAAUGGUUGAAGAAGAAUGGUAUGAAACUACUAGAAUGGUUGCGAAACAUACCGAAAAAGAAAAUAUAGAAAAAGUUUAUUCGCACACUAAUCCUUUUAUAAGAAAUUUUAUCAGACGAUCUAUUAAAGGAGGAAGAGUUUCGGCAAAUAGAAAAUCAUUUGAAACGAACAAAAUGGAUGAAAUUUGUAACGUAUUAAAGGAAUAUACAGAACUUGAAACUAAAGAUAAAAUCACUUUCACGAAUAAAGAAGGUAAAAAGGAAACUGGCACUAAAAUCAGGUUCAGAAAUGGUUUCUGUCACGACGUAUUAACAUCGGUCGAUAUUCAAGAAAUAGUGAAAGCCGGUGGAAGAAUUAUUAGAAUAUUAGAUGGUAUAGUUUACGAAGAAAAUUUUAAAACUCCACCCUAUAGAAAUUAUAUUUUAAUUUUGAGAGAUCUAAGAAAUAAAUAUAAACGAGAAGGUAAUAUCGUGGGUAGUAAUUGCAUGAAAUUAUUAGGUAAUUCCUUGUAUGGUAAAUCAAUUCGGAAAGAUAUAUUCACAACUAGACAUUUAUGGAAUGAAGCAACUUUACAGGCCAACUUUGAUUCACGUGUUAAAACCUAUGAGAAAAUUAAUGAUACUCAAUAUAUUGUUGAAACAGAAAUUGAAGAAAAAGAGAUUACUACCGAAGAUAGUAAAUCUACACGACUAACACCUAGUCAUUUGGGAUCAUUCGUUUUAACUCACAGUAAAAAAAUAAUGAACAAUAUCAUUCACGUCAUAAAUGGAUUUUAUAAACCCGAAAUAUACUAUACCUACACCGAUAGUUUGUACAUUUCGUCCAACAAUUGGAAAAAACUAAACAGAGCUGGUUUGGUCUCCGAAAAAGACUAUAGCAAAGGUAAAAACGAUUGCGGUGACGGUGGAAUUAUAUUUGGUUUAUACAGUUUGAUGUGUCGAACGAAUUUAAGAAACCAUGGGAAAAAAGUUUCACCAAUGGAGUAG